GGCUCUCCUCGGGCUGGGCAUCUCCUCUUUCAUCCUGGUCUCCGGCUGUGCCAAUAUGGUUCUCAUGGCUGCUCUCUGGGUCCUCUACACAUCCCUGGUCAACGUGGGGCAGAUCUGGAUGGGAGUCCCAGCUUCUGGAGACGGGCUUCCUGGGGAUUUUCCUGUGCCCUCUCUGGACUCUGUCUCCAUUGCCCAGGGGGACCCCCACGUCCCGGAUUGUCCUGUGGGGCUAUCGGUGGCUGAUUUUCAGAAUCAUGCUCGGAGCGGGCCUGAUCAAGAUCCGGGGGGACCAGUGCUGGCGGGACCUCACCUGCAUGGACUUCCACUACGAGACGCAGCCGGUGCCCAACCCCGUGGCCUACUUCCUGCACCACUCCCCAUGGUGGUUCCACCGCUUCGAGACCCUCAGCAACCACUUCCUGGAGCUCGUGGUGCCCUUCUUCGUCUUCCUCGGACGGCAGAUGUGCAUCCUCCACGGGGCCCUACAGAUCCUGUUCCAGAUGGUCCUCAUCAUCAGCGGGAAUCUGAGCUUCCUGAACUGGCUGACCAUCGUGCCCAGCCUCGCCUGCUUCGAUGACGCCACUCUGGGCUUCCUGUUUCCCUCGGGGCCCGGCUGCCUCAAGGACCAAGUCCUGAGGAUGCAGGAAGAGGAAGCUCGAGGGGCCAGGGCCCCACGGACACGCGGCAGCGUGGCACGGCACACGGUCAACCUGGCGCUGGGCGUCCUGGUCGCCUGGCUCAGCGUCCCCGUGGUCCUCAACUUGCUGAGCCCCCGGCAGGUCAUGAACAGCUCCUUCAACCCUCUCCGGAUCGUCAACACAUAUGGGGCCUUCGGCAGCAUCACCAAGGAGCGCACAGAGGUCAUCCUGCAGGGCACCGCCAGCCCCAAUGCCAGCGCGCCAGACGCCAAGUGGGAGGACUACGAGUUCAAGUGCAAGCCCGGUGACCUGAGGCGGCGGCCAUGCCUCAUCUCCCCGUACCACCACCGCCUGGACUGGCUUAUGUGGUUCGCCGCCUUCCAGACCUACGAGCACAACGAGUGGAUCAUCCACCUGGCGGGCAAGCUCCUGGCCAACGACGCCCAGGCCCUAUCCCUGCUGGCCCUUAACCCCUUCGCAGGCAGGGCACCCCCCAGGUGGGUCCGGGGAGAGCACUACAGGUACAAGUUCAGCCGCCCCGGGGGCACGCACGCUGCUGAGGGCAAGUGGUGGAUCCGGAAGAGGCUCGGCCCCUACUUCCCCCCGCUCAGCUUCCAGGACCUGAAGGGCUACUUCAGGUCACGGGAGUGGCCGUACCCCAAACCCGAAUAGAGGUGGCCCAGGGCUUGUGCCCCAAGAAAUAAAGUGGGAAGACUG
Molecule: messenger RNA, 1355 nt
Organism: Balaenoptera ricei (Rice's whale)
Lineage: Eukaryota; Metazoa; Chordata; Mammalia; Artiodactyla; Balaenopteridae
Gene: LMF1
Product: lipase maturation factor 1
Exons: 9
Coding region: 255-1310 (351 amino acids)
Biological process (GO): protein maturation
Cellular component (GO): endoplasmic reticulum membrane
Source: RefSeq, a predicted model, not a curated record